UGAUGUUUACUCCGCUUGUUGUUUGGCUGAGAUCAUUGGCAAGUUUGAACUUUCGUGACUUUGUACAACAGCAGGCGCCAAGCUGAGCGUAAAUUGACUUGCUUCAGUUGCGAUCCUAAACAUCUUCGUCUGACUCCACAGUCGACCUACGCGUAAAGAUAAUCCGAGAAAACCUUGUGAUCGUGAGCAUCUUUAGUAGUCUGACUUGAAUAUCUGGAUAUGCCAUAUUUAAAUCUUCACAACUUAGGCGAGGGUCAGAGACCAACGUCGUUGUCUAAGUAGUGAGGAACAGAUGGCGGUCCGAAUAAGCACUCCACUUACCUCUGGAUGGUCAACCCAGCAUCUCGCCGUCCAGCUGUCGCACACAGUUUUGCUAUGAUGAAUGGACGUUGCUGUUUGUGGAAGGCAUUAUGGUGAGCUAGGGCAGUGGCCCAAAAAGCAUAAAAUGUCAGAAGCUACAGACAUUGGCCCAACAAUGUUGUUGACAGCAGAAAACCAUUGUUUCAAGGUUAUGAAAGGGUUGCAGAGUCUGCGGAAGAACUCUGUUCUUUGUGACUACUCACUGGUGGCUGAAGGGGAGGUAAUCAAUGUGCAUAAGGCUGUGCUGGCAGCAUGUAGCGAUUACUUCCAUGUCAUGUUGACUGGUAGUAUGCGAGAGAGUCGAGAAGGCCUGGUGGAACUGAAGGGUGUCUCUUGCACAGGAUUACAGGUUGUGGUGGACUUUGCUUACUCCGGUGUUCUCGAGCUAAACUCGGAUAAUGUUGAGGAAGUUUUGGCAGCAGCGACUCACCUUCAGGUGACUGAUGCUGUUGAACUGUGCAGCCGAUACUUGGAGGCAGCCAUUACUAUUGAGAAUUGUGUAGACAUUUUAAACUUAACAGAGCUGUAUAGCCUGGAACAUACAAGAGAGGAAACAAGAAAAUUUAUUUUGGAGCGGUUUGAAGUGUUUGCUGAAAGUGAACAUUAUUAUAAGCUGACUUCGACACAGAUGGCCAGUUUGUUGUCUGAGAAUUGUCUUCGUGUCAUGUCAGAGUAUCGUCUGUUUGAGCUUGUUCUCAAGUGGAUAGCAUUUGACAAAGCAAACAGAGAAGCCUGCGUGGCUGAUCUGAUGAGAAAUGUCCGUUUACCUCUGUUAUCAGGCGAGGAGUUAGUGGACAAGGUGAGCCGUGUGCCAAUCAUGAAACAAAACCCAGACUGUGUGGAUCUUCUGACUGAUGCAAAAGACUACCACAUCGUCGUAAGUAAGCAGGCUCUGUUACAGACGUGGCGCACUCAGGUUCGCUCUGACAGGACGAGCUUGGUUAUGUGUAAUGCGGACAAUCUGGAGAGCUACACCUUGGAGACAAAACGCUAUGCCUUCCUCAAGGACUGUACUAUCCCUUUGUACAACCCUUGUGUGGUGGUAGUGGAUAACUUUAUGUAUGCAUGUGGUGGGAAAUAUGACAGCAAUGACAACAAUGAAAUUGCCACGGCACGCUGCUUUCGUUACGAUCCUCGCUUUGAUUCCUGGUUUGAGUUGCCGUCCAUGAAUGAAGCACGGAAAGACUUUGUUGUUGUAGUCCACAACAGGAAGCUGUAUGCCAUAGCAGGACAGGACGAGAACAUGGUGAUGUGCACAAUGGAGUGUUUCUCUAUCACAGAGAAUGAAUGGGAGAAGAAGGCCUCACAGCCCCAGGCGGUCUUCAGCCAUGCGGGAGCUCUGUGUAAUGGACGUAUAUACAUAUCUGGAGGGCAGAAGUUCACAGGCUGUUGUAACCAGUUGUCUUGUUACGACCCUGAAUCAGACCUAUGGGAGGAUAAAGAACCCAUGCUAAAUGCACGCUGUAAUCACUCCAUGGCAGAAGUGGCCAACAAGCUUUACAUCACCGGGGGUAAUAUUGAAGACGGGUAUGGUUUUGCAGUACCUGUGAUCAGCAUAGAGACAUACUGCCCCAUAAGUAACCAAUGGACUUUGUGUAAGAGGACAUUAAAUAUUCGUGAGGCUGGUUCUUGUGUUGUUGGAAACAAGAUCUACAUUGUUGGAGGUAUUAAUGGGGAACAUUAUUAUUCUGAUCUUGUUCAAUCAUACAACCCACUUGAUGACACUAUCUGUGUAAUAGAAAAAUUCCCAACAAGAAUUUACUGUAAAGCAUGUUGUAUUUUGACAUUACCUCAGUAUGUUUAGCUUUCAUUAUCAUGUGAUUGAUCAUGCUUCCCCAAAAAUUGUUAAAACCAGUGCUUCCUUAACUGUUGUUUUGUCUAUGUGUUGCAUUUAGUAAGUGAAGAUUGAUUGCAUGAUGUUAUCUAGUUCCCAAAGUUUUAUGGGACAUCUUUUUCCUUUCUUGUGCAUGAAUAUAAUUUAUUAAUAUUAGUGUAGAUUGGAAGGGCCAUUUGGCAAAACAGUAAACAAAGCUUUUUUUUGGUGAAGAAUAUGUUUAUUUAACUUGAACACAAAAGGUGAUAACAUCAAAGUACUUGACACGAAGUUCAGACUAUAAUUAGUCAAUCUGAUUUUAGCGGUCAAGACAUCCUUUUUCAUCUCUGUGUUAUACAUGUAUUUACAUGUACACAUAGCGCUGUUUAUAAUGUGAAGAAUUGAAAAAUGAGGUCAUUAGAAAAUUCGCAUGACUGAAGAAUCUCAUCGACAUUAUGCCAACACGAUUCUAGAUCUCAAUCAGAUGUAUUAUUCUGGUAAUUGGAUAAUGUGUAAAUUGGAUGUAUAAUUGUUGCUCUUUUCAUUGUUAUGUUGAAGGUGUUGUGGAUGUGUGAUAGUUAGCGAAAUAUGCAGGCCGUAUGUGUGUAUACCAUCAUGCAGGGGUAUAUAUCAGUCUGUGAAAUGUUUGACAGGUGUUCAAGGGAGUUUUUCUCAAUGUAUGAAUUUGGAAAGUAGAUCUUUUGUCAUAUUACAAGCCAUAGUAUUGAUAGCUCACAGAUGAAAUUGACUGAUUUAUGUUUUAG
This is a messenger RNA of Liolophura sinensis, 2937 nucleotides long. Its product is annotated as kelch-like protein 13. Lineage: Eukaryota; Metazoa; Mollusca; Polyplacophora; Chitonida; Chitonidae. The coding region runs from base 383 to 2164 and encodes 593 amino acids. The record is from RefSeq and is a predicted model, not a curated record. The transcript has 2 exons. Gene Ontology annotation, molecular function: protein binding.